Lytechinus variegatus (green sea urchin) is the source of this 6147-nucleotide messenger RNA. Its product is annotated as cAMP-dependent protein kinase type II regulatory subunit. Bases 394 to 1506 code for a protein of 370 amino acids. Gene Ontology annotation, biological process: regulation of protein phosphorylation. Lineage: Eukaryota; Metazoa; Echinodermata; Echinoidea; Temnopleuroida; Toxopneustidae. Gene Ontology annotation, molecular function: cAMP-dependent protein kinase regulator activity. The transcript is spliced from 14 exons. The record is from RefSeq and is a predicted model, not a curated record. Gene Ontology annotation, cellular component: cAMP-dependent protein kinase complex.
UAAAGCGCAACGCGCCGUACGCACACACACACACAAAAGUUCACGCAGUUUUUGUAGCGCAGCUGCCAUCCAGUUUCAGCAGAAAUUGGGUUGCCAACGUAUUUUCGCGGGUACCCUAGCGGGGUAGAUCAGGCCAGCGUUAGAUGCCGGUGUGUGGCUGGUCAACCGACCUUUUAUCGCGGGUGUUUUUCGUUGUCGGCUUUGCAGUAGGAACUGUGUUUAUGUCUUAUUCAAAAGGAGGGCGUUUGAAACUGCAAGGCAGUUUUAUCCAGGAGUAAGCAAUAGUACGAUUUCAUAGACGCUUUAGAGAAAGUUUACUUUGGGUCAAGAUCUUGCAAGGCUGCUGGAUCGGAGAUUUUAUCUUGUUUACGUUGGACAUCUGAUCACGGCACGAUGAACUUCGAAAUACCGGAUGGUCUCACCGACUUGUUGCAGGACUUCACCGUAGCUGUGCUUCGAGAAAAGCCCUCUGAUUUAGUCGAGUUCGCUUCGACAUACUUUGCUAAGUUACAAGAAAAUAACAUAAGUUUGGGUGGAAAACGUGGAGUGACUUUCACUGCACCAGAAGAUGCAGAAUCUGACAUCGAUGAUGAACCACCAGAACUUCCCAAGAACAGAUAUGCCAGAAGGAAAUCAGUUUGUGCAGAGAAGUAUGAUCCUGAGGCAGAUAAUGACACAGAUGGACAAAAGCUGGUCUACCCGAAGUCAGAUGAACAGAGAGCGCGUCUUACCGAAGCUGUGAAAAAUAUCCUACUCUUCAGGGCACUAGAUGAGAAACAAAUGCAAGAGGUCAUUGAUGCAAUGUUUGAGAAAAAGACGACGCCAGGCGAUCAUGUCAUCGACCAGGGAGAUGAUGGUGACAACUUCUACGUCAUAGAUAGAGGAGAAUAUGAUAUCUUUGUCAAUGAUAACAAGGUUGGAGCUUACAAAGACAGUGGAAGUUUUGGUGAACUAGCACUCAUGUACAACACACCAAGGGCAGCAACAAUUGUAGCUACUACAGAAGGCAUUCUAUGGGCAUUGGACCGUGUUUCUUUCAGAAGAAUAGUACUAAAGAAUGCAGCCAAGAAGAGGCGAAUGUAUGAAGUGCUACUUGAGAAGGUCUCAAUAUUCAAAUCUCUAGAGCCAUAUGAGCGUAUGAACCUUGCAGAUGCAUUAUUAUCAAGGACAUACGAGGAUGGAGACUGCAUUAUUGCUCAGGGAGAUGGAGCCGAUGGGUGCUAUUUUAUUGAAGCAGGGCAGUGUAGAAUCGCUAUGAAGAGCGAGAAAGCAGAUAACCCAGAUGAAGAGAAGGAAGUUGCAAUCUACAAUCAGGGCCAAUAUUUUGGAGAGCUAGCGUUGCUUACCAACAAGCCUCGAGCUGCCUCCGUCUACGCUGUAGGAGAUGUCCGAUGUGCCUUCCUGGACGUGAACGCGUUUGAACGGCUGCUGGGUCCUUGCAUGGACAUCAUGAAGAGGAAUAUCGAGCACUACGAGCAGGAGACAUCAAGAUUGUUUGGAAAAUAACCCCUUCCCCUUCACAUAGUCAACCAUCCCCAACCAUUCUUUCUGCUUCCCAUACCUGUUGCGCAACAUUGAUUAAAUUUCACAUCUGAGUUAAGACUGGCUGGCCAUUCGCUCACGUAACAGGCAUCCGAGAUACUAACACAAAGCACAUACCUUGGAUAUCCCAUUGAUAUUGAAUGCCAACUUCUUCAAGUUUAUGGGAUAUAGUGAACAUGAUGAUGAAACUUUGAGAAAUGUUUAUGCAACUGCUUCGGUCAAUUCUUUUUUAUUUUUAAUGUUAGUCACCUUUCAGGGAUAUCUUCACAGCAUCUGUGCAUACUAUCAGGGGUUGUUGCAAAACAAUUUCUUUACAAUCAAUUGCAAAUGUCAUAUACAAAUUGGCAAAUUGAUAGAAGAAUACUAGCUAAUGCAAACCUAUCAUGACUUCCAGUUGCAAAGAAAAGCUAAUACACCUGGGGCCCGUCUUUCAAAGAGUUGCGAUUUAUCUGAUCCAUGUCAAUAUAUAAAAUGCAUGUUUGUUUUAAAAAAAAUUCUAGACAUGAAUGUAUAUUUAUAAAUUCAUCGAUUUCUUGACAAUUUGGUGUGUUCUUCUUUGUUUACAAAGGACAUUUUGCAAAUUUCCUUUGGAAAGUUAUGACACUGUGGGAUUUCAGUAGAAUUACGAUCAGUUGGAUUAAUCGUAUCUUUUUGUAAGACUGGCCCAGCAGUCAAUUACAAUUUAGUAAUUAAUUGCAAGAUUAAUUAAUUUUGGAACCAGCACUUGACUUCCAAUCGAAGUUGCUUGCAAUACCCCCUGAUAUAUAUCAAACUGUAAUGUGUGUAGGCGGUUCCAUGUUCUGUCUGUCUGAAUUGCCUCCAAAAUGAAAUCACAUCUCAAAUGGCCUCUGGGAAUUUACAGAAGGUAUAUGGGCAUUGUGAGUGAGGUGGCGUUCUCAUGUUUAUUUCAGGCCACACCCACUUUUCUAACGUGGCGUUCAAGGACUGGUGUACGUUGAAAUCAGAUUCACAUUAUUUUAUCAGUAUUACAAACCACAGAAAAUAAUGAUCCGAUCUCUUAAUGAAUGGUUUCAUUGUUCAUAUUUUAUGGCUUUGUCGAAGUCAAUUGCAGAAACGACAAUGGAUGGGUUUUAUAUGUAUAAAUAUAUACAUAGGAAUAUAUAUGUGUAUUUCAAGCUGGUUUUUAUUGUCGAACAUCAUUUAUGUCGAGGAGACUGCUCCUCUUGAUGACUUUUAAAUCAAAAGUGACAUGGAACUUUUGUUGAUUUAGUGGUAUAAAACAUGAAUGCAAAUUUGCUGUUAAUAGUUUGUACAUAAAAUUAUCAAAGAAGUUUUACAUGAAAGGUUGUAUCUGUUCAAUUAAUUCAAUAUUAGAAUAUAUUUGAGUAUUGUGUUUGCUCAUUUUCACAAGAACCUUGUGGAGAAGAAAAUGGCUCAGCGAAUUAAUGCAAUUUUGAAGUAUUUUCUUACACAUGGAAAGAUCAUUAAUUGAAAUGAUUGUUUUGUGGUACGUUCUGUCUAAAGAUGUAUUUGUUUUUGCUUAUAUUUUAGUCCAAUGUGGUUGAUUCUUCCAGGAUUUUUAUUGUUGCAAAGUUCAAAGCAUUCAUUAGAUUUAUUAGUUGACAGAUAAACAUAUGAUGGUACUGUGUAAUGAGUGCAACUCUAUAUUUUUUCAAACAGCUUAAUUUGCCACGGUCAAAUUUUUAUCAGAUUGAUAUAACCAUUAUCCAUUUUUAUGAACUUUGGUUUUUCAUACAAGAUAAAUUACGAAACCAGAAUGUAUAUAUUUUCAGGUGAUUUUAUAGCCUGAUGAAUUAUCCCACAGUAAAUUGGUAGCCUAGGUGACUGUUUCUGUUAAAACACAUGAGUGGUCAGAACUAGUUCAGGCAAGAUGUUGGAUUCUCUAGGUCUUGUGAAAGGCUUUCCCCAAAUUAGCUAAAACACAUAUCUUUAGCUCUGAUUUUCUAAAGGUGGUCUACACCUUCCCUGGCCCACCCGCCCUUAUUUAAGUUUGUUUUCACAUUUGCACAAAUUAAAAAAAGAUUAAGUACAUUAUAUAUGUAUGAGGCGCAGAAGGGUAUAAAUAUAUGUAAACAUAACUUCAUGGGUUGUCGCACCUAAGUGCUUUAGCCAGCGUAUGCCGACGUAUGUAGGCUAUGGCAAGCCGUUCAUUUGAUCCAAUUUCUUGAUAUCAACCUAUAGGAUUUUUCAUAUAAAUAAUCUGAAUUCUUGACGAUUUGUGUAGUUUCAAAAUGCAAUUCUUGGUAUUAAGAAUGGAAUGCUUGAUAUAUAUAUAAAAAAAAUGGAUUUGAGGAAAAAACGGCUAGCUACAAGUCUGCUGGCUAAAACGUCAAGGUGUGAAAGUCCCUUACCUUCCUGUCUCCCAGCAAGUAAUAUGUUCCAAACAUUUUCCCUUACAUUAUCCUCUCAUUUUCUAGGAUUAGCAGAGGGGGUGGGGGCAUAGAAAGGGAGAGAUAGUCUGUGUGCAUAUGUCAGUGUGUCUGCGAGUGUGUGUGUGUGUGUGUUAGAGAGGGAGGGAGGAGCAGAGAAAGAGAGAUUUCAUUUAUAUUUACACAAAAGUUGUAGGUUGCAUGUCCUGUGUAACUAAACUAAUUGGUGAUUUCUAAAAUUGUAAAAGAUAUCACAUUUUUUAGUAAAAAAAUUUAUGUCAGAACUUGCACAUUUUAUAUGGUACAGAGAGCACAGACAGAUUUAUUGAUUACAAAAAAAAUUAGCUACGUAUAUUAAAGUAUUUAUAAGAGUAGAGAAUUCAUUAUAUGAUUGCUGUUUGUGUGUUGUUGAAAAGUUAUUUACUAAUCAUCAACCUUGCCACAAAUUGAAUCUGGUUAUUCAAUACGCCUCAAACUUGGGUAACAUUUUAUUUUUCUGUGUGAGUGCUAUUUUACAGGGUUCAGUUGUUGGAUCAUAGGGCCCAGUGUUACAAAAGAGUUUAUGAUUGAUCUGAUCAAUUACAGCUAUGGAAAGGCGGUAAAAACAACAUUCAACAUGCAUUUGUCUUGUCAAGGCAUUUUCUGAAUAUGUUGUAUUCUCAUACUUGCAUCAUUGACUCGGUAAAACAGUGUGCUUCAUUUGUUUCAAAAGGGACAUUGUGUACAUUUCCUUUGCGAAAAAUUGUGACAUGGGAUUUUCAUAGUUGUGAUUAAUCAGUUCAGUUACAAUUCUUUGUAAGACGGGACUUCGAUUUCUCUGAUUGAAUCAGAUUAUUUGCCAACGGUUAUGUAUUCUGUGAAUAACCUGUAUAGAUAUUGGGUAUCGAUGGGCCUUGUUAUUUAUAUGGCCAUAUUCAUUCAGAAUCUUCUACACGAUUUCCAGACUAACAAAGAUUUGUUUACGCAAGUGGGUGUACUGUAGAGGGGUAUUAACACAAGUUUUUCUUCACCUAUUCUUUCAUGACUACUCACAAUUCUUCCUGUACUAAUUAUAUACUAUCCACCCUAUAUAGCUUGAAUAACACACCUUCCACAUGCAUUAUUUGUUGUAUCUGAAGAACAUUCCAUCUUGCCCGAAGUUUAAUGUUCUUUCAGUGAUAAAUAUGAUCCAUUAACAAAGUGAUAUUUGGAUGAUGUAUUCCCAUUACACAAUGAAUGGUGCCCUUGUGUAAACAAUCAUAGGAUAUUACAUGAUUAACUCAUUAAAAUAUUGAUACAUUGUAGGUACUGGUAUGUUUCUUCCGUGUAUUCACAUUAAAGCUCCAUUCAGAAAUGGGGAAUCAAAGCCCAGCAACAUUUUUUUUCCAUGAAGGUUGAUUAAAAUUGUGCUUUAAUGGCCAACUCGAUUUAAAGGGCAUUAUUGCCAUUGUCAAUAUCCAAAGUUGUGCAGAGUUCAUUUGCCAACUUCUUUUAAAAUUUGACUGGUACACAACUUUCAUAGCUGACUCCCUUUUGACUGGUACGCAACUUUCGUAGCUAGACGGAAAAAAAAGAAACGUUGCUGGGUUGUUUCCCUUGGCUUUGUUGUGUCAAGUCUGAAUGGGACUACUGUAACAGAUGAUAUCCUGGCAAGAAUUGGUUGUGUUACUAUGGUAUUGAUGGACACAUCAGCUUGUUUCCUUGCGUGAGGGAAGCUGUGUCAGGGCUAGGAUUUGAUCCCUCGACCUGCCAAUCCUUAGCCCUCAAGGCCACAACACUUCUGUUUUUCCAGAAAUUAAUAACUUGUUAUUGGAUGAAAUACACUUGGCUUCUUUGUUCUCUUUAUAAGGCAAGCAAAACAAGUAUCUUUUCUUCAAAAUUAAUUGUUGUGCAGUAAAUGUACCUUUGAUUUAUCUUUCAAGUGAUAUGCUGCCAAUUAGCAUCAAUGGACUAUUUUAUUGUCUGAUCAAAAACAUGUUACAAGGAGUCAAAAUAAAGCAUUUUCAUAAUCAACCUUGUGGCUGCCAUUUUCAUGUUGCCAUUCUUAUCACUAUGUUAAAACUUUGAGAAAUUCUAAAGUGAUAUUUUGUCAUUGAUUUUUUUUUGCGAAGUACAGAGUGUGCUGUAUAGGCCAAUUACCAUGACAUCUUGUUCAUGACUAUUUCAUUGUUGAUCAUAUUUUGGAAAAGGUUGGUUUUGUAUUUGUUGACAGCAUUGUUGUCUUGUCAAAAAUGUGUUAGUCAUUUCCAAAUAAAAAUGAGAAUCUUAAAAAAAA